AUGAGUGCCGGUACUGCUUCAAUUUCAUGCUCAAAUAAUUUAUCAACAACUAAUCAUUGCAAACAUUCUAAUAGGAAAUUGAAAAGAAAUAGUAAAAAAGAAGAGGAAGAAUCAACUUCAUCUUUUAAUAAAAAUAAAUCUAAACUAAAUUCCAAUCAAAAUAAAAAAACAAGAUGUAAAGGUCAUCAAAAACAUGAUUCAAAGAAAACACAAAGGAAACCAACCAUUAAUAAUAAUUGGUCAACUUCCUUUGAAGCAAAUAAUAAUAAUAGUAGUAGUAGGAUGACUAUUAUAAGCGAAAAGUAUCAAUUCAAAGAUAUAUCAAAGGAGAAGAUAAACCCUGUUAUUAUGGUAGAUAAAGAAAUUCAAACCGAUCCACCAUUAAGUAAAUACGUUGAAUAUUUAUUUACCACACCAUUUAAAAAUGUUAAACCUUUAUCACCUUCUUCAAAAUAUAACAAAUUUUUACAAAAUAAUUUUGAUUCAUUUGGUUCACUUAAUAUUAAUAUUACACCAACCAAAGAAAGAAGAUGGUCUGGUGAAACUGUAGUUUCCGAAAUUACUUUAUCAUCACCAUUUGAAUCUCCAAGACAAUCAAUAUCAGGUUCCACUAUAUCACCAGAUUCAUUUAUUAAAAUGACAAACAUAAUAGAACCUAAAGAUACUAAUAAAGACAUCUCGAUGCAAUCAUUCUGUUUAUAUGGAGAAAAUGAUGAAACAGAUAGAACACCAUAUGAUACAAUAACGAACCAAGAAAAUGAACUACAACUAGCUAUCAAAAACUUAACUGAAUUAUGUGUACCAAUUAUAGAUAAAGAUAAAAAUUCUACUAAUAUUACGAUGAAUAAAUCCGUCAUAUGGUCUGAUAUUCCUUCUUGUUGUCAAUAA
This is a messenger RNA of Maudiozyma barnettii, 888 nucleotides long. RefSeq names its product Slz1p (gene SLZ1). Lineage: Eukaryota; Fungi; Ascomycota; Saccharomycetes; Saccharomycetales; Saccharomycetaceae. The transcript has a single exon. The coding region runs from base 1 to 888 and encodes 295 amino acids. The record is from RefSeq and is a predicted model, not a curated record.